AUGAUUGUACGAGUUGCAACUCUUUUUGGUGCAGCAGCAUUCAUGCUCGCACCCUUCCUUGUAGCAGCCGACUGUGAAUGUGGUUAUUCUGUCAAUAAAACCACCGAUGAAACUUACGCUGUCUUCACUGAUCUCCUCGAAUCAGACUUUUUGACUCUCAGCAACAUCACCGAGGACACUGAUUGGGCCAUUCAAUCAUGGAGUGUUGACAAGGAGGCUUCAAAGGGGCCAUAUGGGCGCAUAACAGAGCCCAGGAAUGUUGUCUCGAACCCAGCAAAAUCUACAAAUACUUCGGAGGGACUCAAUGGAGAUCAGGCCGGGUUGGAGCUGUAUGUCAGGAAGCUUGGGGAGAAUGAGGAACAUGUCAGUGUUGCGGAGGUUGAUUCAAGGAGGACUGAUAUGCGUUAUGGAAGUUUCAGAGCGGGAAUCAAGGCUACUGACAUUUCUGGCACCUGUGGAGCUUUUUUCUGGUACCUCAAUGAUACCCAGGAGAUUGAUAUGGAAUUUCUCUCUGCGCAAAUCAACGAGACUUCUUCUCCUGUUAACCUUGUACUUCACUCCGCUCUCACUGAGAGUCACGGGGGAGAUGCAAAGGGCACUCCUACCUAUAAAGUUAUCCCACUUCCAUUCAACUCGGCCGAGGAGGUGCACGAGUACCGCUUUGACUGGCAGCCUGGCAGUGUUAGUUUCUACGCCGAUGGGAAGUGGAUUGAUACCAUGAGGGACGCUAGAUAUGUCCCUCAGGCUGCUGGAAAGGUUAUUCUCUCUCACUGGUCCAACGGAAACCCUCUUUGGUCUGGUGGUCCACCAGCCGUCGACGCAAAAAUCACCAUUCAAUAUGUUCAAGCAUAUUUUAACUCAUCGGACCCUGCUCGUGCUCGUGACCAUGCUACGCGUUGCAAAGAUCCAAAUGCUGCGAAUGCGAUUUGUGAAAUCCCUGCUCUAACGGGUCCCCCAACACCUGGAAAUGUCCAUUUCUUCUCUCAAGCUGCGAGCGGGAACAUGACAAACAACCAGACUGUGUAUGCAAAUGAUAAGAAGGAGAGCUCUGCACCGAGGAAGAGCGCUGGAAUCGUUACUGCGGUUUUAAUCGCUGCUAUGGUUGCUUGGGUUGUUUAA
This is a messenger RNA of Morchella importuna, 1119 nucleotides long. RefSeq lists its product as uncharacterized. Lineage: Eukaryota; Fungi; Ascomycota; Pezizomycetes; Pezizales; Morchellaceae. The record is from RefSeq and is a predicted model, not a curated record. Gene Ontology annotation, biological process: carbohydrate metabolic process. The transcript has 4 exons. The coding region runs from base 1 to 1119 and encodes 372 amino acids. Gene Ontology annotation, molecular function: hydrolase activity, hydrolyzing O-glycosyl compounds.